This is a messenger RNA of Drosophila kikkawai, 4917 nucleotides long. Its product is annotated as frequenin-1. The record is from RefSeq and is a predicted model, not a curated record. NCBI's taxonomy places the organism in Eukaryota, Metazoa, Arthropoda, Insecta, Diptera, Drosophilidae. Gene Ontology annotation, molecular function: calcium ion binding; calcium sensitive guanylate cyclase activator activity.
CACACACCAGCACAGCCAGCAGCGUGCCGCAGUUCGCCGCAAUCCGUAUUCCGUAUUCCCGUGGUCCGUAUUCCGUGAGCGCUUUCAGUCGCUGAUUUGACCGCCAAACAAACGCAACGCAGCUCUCGGCUGAUAAAGAAAGCCUUCGCAAAAAAUACAAAAAAAAAAAAAGAAAAGAAAGCAGGCCAAAACGCGCUCUCGGUUCACAGACAACAACAGCCGCAACCAUAAUAACCAGCAACAAUAAUAAUAAAAAAACGACAACAAAUAUACAAAGCAAUUACUUGUAGUUGAAAUAAGCAAAAGUAAGAAGAACUUGCGCAGCAAAAAAGUUUGCCUCUAAAAAGCAAUAGCAGUCAAGUGCAAAAAAAACUAUCAACUAAAGGAACAAAAGCAAAAACAGCGGCAACAACCAGGAGAACAAACAACAAAACCAACAUGGGAAAAAAGAGCUCCAAGUUGAAACAGGAUACCAUUGAUCGCUUAACAACAGACACAUACUUCACAGAGAAAGAAAUACGUCAAUGGCACAAAGGAUUCCUGAAAGACUGUCCCAAUGGCCUGCUCACAGAGCAAGGCUUCAUAAAAAUCUACAAACAAUUCUUUCCACAAGGCGAUCCCAGCAAAUUCGCCUCGCUGGUCUUUCGGGUCUUCGAUGAGAACAAUGAUGGCUCCAUAGAGUUUGAGGAGUUCAUACGCGCCUUAUCCGUUACAUCGAAGGGCAACCUGGACGAGAAACUGCAGUGGGCUUUCCGUCUCUAUGACGUGGACAAUGAUGGCUAUAUAACGCGCGAGGAGAUGUACAACAUCGUGGAUGCGAUAUAUCAGAUGGUGGGCCAGCAACCGCAGUCGGAGGACGAGAAUACGCCGCAGAAACGUGUGGACAAGAUCUUCGAUCAGAUGGAUAAGAAUCACGAUGGAAAAUUAACAUUAGAAGAAUUUCGUGAGGGUAGUAAAGCUGAUCCACGUAUAGUUCAGGCGUUAAGUUUAGGUGGUGGUUAAAUCGAUAAACAAAUGCCCGAUUACCGAUAACAGACCCAAUUCCAAUUCAAAAAAGAAAAUAUUAAAAAACAAAAAUAAGCGUGCAAUAAACCAUAAACGAUACUGAAAUUGAAACCGUAAACAUUUUUGAACAAAAAAAAAAAAAAAAAAAAAAAACAAGCUAAAGAAUAACGAAAAGCCUAAAAGCUAAACAAAACGAAAAUCUUAGUUUGCAUUCGCUUCUUCACUUUUCACUCUCUCUUCUCUCUACGCUUUUCUCGAUUCUUGAUUCCCGAUUAAUAUCGAUUCUCCGCGCGUCGAUUGCGAUACUGAAGAUGAUAAUAAUUUUUUGAUAUAUUGUAUGAAUAUGCAUAACGAAUAACUGAACGAGAGGGAAGAAGCCCCCAAUAAAAAUUGAACAGAAAACGAAAAUUCAUUUUUAAAUAUACACCAGAAUCUGAAUAUAUAGGAUAUCGUCGCGUAGUCAGAGCGCAGUUCAUAGCAAUAAAGGGAAAAACCAAAAACUAAAAAACAAAACGAAAACAAAAACGAAAUUUAAAAUAAAUGAAAAUACAAAGUAAAUUAAUGCUAAUUUCAAAUUAAAACGAAAUGUGUGAGGCGCAAAUCAAUUUUUGAAGCAUACACCAAUUACGAGUAAACUAAUUAAACCUACGAAUAAAUCAGCAUAAUUAUAUUAUACAAUUAAACCAUACAAUUAGAGCCGAACUAAGCCUACGAAUCAAUUGCGCAGCCUUCGAAGCGAAAGCCAAUAAAAAAACAAAAACAAAACGAAACAAAACAAAAUAAAAUAAAACGAAACAAAACAAAGCAAAAACAAACAAACUAUCUAAGCUAACCGAGUUAUCACAGCUCGAUCCCAGUCAGCUAAUUCCACUCGCGACAUCAAAUAGCAGCCACUAUAUCCACAUCUAUAAUAUAUAUAGCCACGUGUAUGGAUGCGCAAAGUGGCCGCAGUGACAGGACGAACAGGGGUGAAGUUAAGGGAUAUAUGUCUGGAUUAGGGGACUACGAGAGGUUAGGCUAAAUGGGUUAUAAAUCAGUUACACUUUUAUAUAUAUGUCAGGCAGCCAGUCCCCCGUUUCUUCUCACCUGUGUCUCUGUUAACCCCCCUUGACUCAGAAGAAAGUAAUACCGCAAAAACUGGACACCAGAAUAUAUAUAUAUAUAUAUAUAUAUAUUUCUCUCUUCAAAUAAUGAAAACACUUUCUUUGGCUUAUUGCAAACAAUCUACUUAGUUAUAGUUAUUAUAUAUUAUGCUAUAAGACCCUGAGCUGCUUGAGGAAAGGUUUGUCUCUUUUAUUGCAGCCCAUCUCCUAUUUAUUCCAGCUGCCUUACAGCCAUGAAACGCACUUUGACCCUUCGAAGAGAAAGAAAUAAAAAACUUGAAAUGAGAUACAAAAGGCAAUCAAGUUUUCGUUAGAAUUAGAAUUCAAAUAGUGAUUGCAAAAAGUGUUGCAUACCCGACAGGCGCUGUUAACAAAACAAGUGUUUGCUUUUGUUUGCUCUAUCUCUUUCUCUAUCUUCUCUAUCUCUCUCUUUAUAUACAUAUAUAUAUAUAUUUCUCUGUCUCACUAUCUCUUCUACGCUCCCUAGUAAAUAUAUCUCUAUCUGUAUUACCAGCUUUGCCUUGUUUUCUGUUAAGCGUUUUACGUUUCCAACAACAAUAACCAUUAACAGUAACAACAACAAGAAACCAUAACCAAAAAACAAGAAAAAAAAACAACUAGAAAACUAGAAAACCCAGAAACAACAACAACACGUACAUAUUGACAAUAGGCGGAGACAAAAACAACAACAACAGCAACAGCAAGCGGUGAAGGAUAAAGGUCCUCGAACUGGCACCAGAAAUAGCUGCGAAAUGAAGAGAUUAAUAAUUGAUAAACUAAUCAAAGAACGCACAUCUACAACAUCAACAAAAACUACUACUAUGAACAUGAACAUAUAUACACUUAUGUAUGUAUAUCCGUCUAUAUAUCCAACAAAAAAAGAUAAAUAACCCACGAGAAGCAGAUGAAAAAUAGAGAAAGAAAGAUACAUAUAUAUAUUAUAUGUUAUGUGUCAAGGACAAAGUUGGAGCUGUAGAAAAUAACAAUGAACAAAAUCCAUCAUACGAUUUAAUUUCUAUUCUAUAUGCGGUUCAGCUUUAUUAUUGCAUUGAUUUUUCAAUAAACCAAUCAACCGUUUUUACUAUUCCGAUGACUAUCUAUAAAUACGAAACCAUAUACACAUCCGCUUACACUCACUAAACCCGUUUCGUACUCAGUAAUUAGUAUUUAGUGUUCCAGUAUUCAGUAUUCAGUAUAUCCUGUAUUCCAGUAUUCCACUAUUCCAGUAUACCCAGUAACAGUACUUUCCCAUAAACACAAAUACACCCACUACACUUGUGCCAUGGCUAGAAGCAAAGGCAGUAAAAAUAAUAAGAUAAGUAGCGCCCUUGCAUAGCCUUCUCGCUCUCACAAAAUGGAGAGACUUAAGUUCAAGAGAGCAAAAAAAAAGAACAAAAAUACCAAAGGCGUUACGCAUCUUAUUCUUUAAAUUGUCCUUGCUAAAUCCAUCUAGUUACUAUUUCUUGGUAUUAUUUUGCCUGCUUUGCCUUUUCUUAAUCUGAUUGAAAAACAAUUGAGCGACUUACGUUUUCCUUUAACUUUUCCUUUAUUCUUUUUUUCUUUUCCUAUGCUUUCCAUGUCUUUUGACUUUACAGCACCGAUCGAAAUGAUAACAAAAAGAAAUGAAAAUUGAUGACAAAAAAUGCAAACAUGCUAACCCCAAAAUACUUCCCACACCAACAAACACAAGCACACACAAACACACACACUCAUAUAGCCACACGUAUGUGUAUAUAUAUAUACGCCUCUUAACUUAUAUAUACCCUAAAUAUAUAUAGUAAGCACUGCAAUCGAAAGCCAGUUAAGGAAACUCUACAACAAAGCUACUAAACUUAACUACAAAAAAAAAGAAGAAACGAAUACAAGAACGCUUCUAUAAACCUCACUGAAAUUCUUCGAAGAAAACUAACACACAGACUCACAUACACACACACACACACACACACACUUGUACGAGUAUAUUAACAAUAAACGUAAUGCGAAAACUUAAUCAAUAAUUAAAUAAUUCGAAAGUGAUAUAGCUGACAAAACAAAUGUGUCUGUAGUCUAGUAGUUAAAAGAAAUUGAUGAAAAUGCGAAACGAGAAACAAAAGAAAUCAUUUAUAAAUAAUAUUACAAAAACUAUUGAAUGACAGAGGUUGGGGUUUUUUUUUGUAAGGAGAUGCCUAAGCAGCAAAAAUAAGUAAUGAAACAAAAAAAAAAAAAAACGUAAAUAAAUCAAGCAAAUCAAACUGUAAAUAACACUAAGUGAAUCACGCACACCAAAACACAAACACCAAAACACCAACACCAACACCAACACCAACACCAACACCAACACCAACACCAACACCAACACCAACACCAACACCAACACCAAAACACCAACACCAACACCAUCGCAUACCCCAACACUCAUAUACACACCCCUACACAUACAGAAAAGUACCGAAUAAGUUUGUUAACACCAAAAUCUAACGGGUCUUAAGUAAAGAAAUAAAAAAGAAAACGAAAAAAAAAAACAAAAGAAAAUAGGAGAAAAAAAUCAGUAAGCUAGAGCAAAGAAUUUUUUUUGUGGAUUGAAAUGAAUCAAGUCAAUUGUAAUAGCCGAAAAAAAAAACAAACAAAAAAAUAUAUAAAAAUAAUUUAAUAUUUAUAUUAAUUUACAAUGGACAGGUGAGAACAGGAUAGAACAAAAUAGACAAGCACAGACGCGUCUCAGAUGAAGUUGAAGUUGAAGAUGAGUUUCUUUCCACCGCCGUUGACAAACCACACGAAUGUCAAGUUAAACGUUUCACAAGCAAUAUUUUACAUACUUAUACAUGCAUUA